Molecule: messenger RNA, 2013 nt
Organism: Melanotaenia boesemani (Boeseman's rainbowfish)
Lineage: Eukaryota; Metazoa; Chordata; Actinopteri; Atheriniformes; Melanotaeniidae
Gene: tbce
Product: tubulin folding cofactor E
Exons: 17
Coding region: 132-1688 (518 amino acids)
Biological process (GO): protein folding
Molecular function (GO): alpha-tubulin binding
Source: RefSeq, a predicted model, not a curated record
AUUGUGUCAUUUCCGGUAAACACCAGACAGAUGCUGGAUGUUUGGGUUUGUGAGCUAACUAUCGAGAUAGCUUGUAACUAGCAAAAAGCUGCAGUUGUAAAAAUAAAUAAAUAAAAUUGCAGGGAAGCACUAUGGGAGAGGACCCCACGGUUCCGGAGGUACCAGUGGACGCUGUGGGCAGGCGGGUGUCCUUUGGCGGGGAGCGGGCCACGGUUCGGUACGUGGGGCCGGUUCCACCAACUGCUGGGCUGUGGCUUGGUGUGGAGUGGGAUAACCCGGAAAGAGGCAAGCAUGACGGCAGCCAUGAAGGAGUGCAGUAUUUUACAUGCAGACACCCUACAGGAGGCUCCUUUGUCCGUCCAGCGAAGGUGAGUUUUGGAGUGGACUACCGGACUGCUGUGCAGCAGAUGUACGGGGACUCAGAGGAAACCCCGAACAAGAAGAUCUCCUUUUCCAAGAAGGAGCUUGAGUGGCGGGUUGUUGAGCGCAGUUUGGAGGACCGUCCAACAGCAGUGCUGAACUGCUGCGACAUCAGUGGACCAGGAGCUGCUGGAGAAAUCAGGAAACUAACACCCAAAAUUCAAUGGUUGGACCUAAGCAGGUCGCUGCUGUCGUGUUGGGAGGAUGUUGCCGCCAUCACCGCGCAGCUGGAUGAACUGAAAGGAUUACAGCUCAGCAACAACAGACUGCGUUUGCCCUCCGAACCCUCGGCUUACAGCCAGGCGUUCUACAACCUUAAAGUCCUCGCCAUCAACGGCUGUGAGAUCACCUGGACGCAGAUCCUGGAAUGCGCCCCCAUGUGGCCUCACCUGGAGGAGCUGUCUGUUCGAGAAAACGGCAUCACAGAGCUGAGGAGGCCGGAGGGAGUGCUGCAGUCCCUGAAGGAUCUCAAUCUGUCCUGUAACCCUUUAGUGCAGGAAAGUGUGCUGUGUUUAUCUGCUCUGCCCAGGUUGGAGAACCUGAACCUGUCUAACACCGGACUGUCUGUCAUUCAGUUUGAAGAUGCUCCUCCAGGAGGUCAAACAGCCAUGUUUCCAGCUCUGAAGAGUCUCCUCCUGACUGAGAACAACAUCUCUGAGUGGUGUGUUGUGGACGAGCUCGCCAAACUUCCCAGUUUAGUUCAACUUUCUUGUCUCCGAAACCGACUACUGAGUAGUGAUGGAAACCCCAAAACAGCCAAUCAGAUACUUAUUGCCAAACUGGGACAACUUGUUUUCCUCAACAAGUGUCAGAUCAGCUCUGAGGACAGAAGGGGGGCGGAGUUGGACUACAUCAAGAUGUUUGGAGAUGAGUGGCUGAAGGCUGGAGGACCGGGUCAGCCCAAUUCUGAGUUUACCAGACAGCACCCACGUUACCAGAAACUCAUCGACAAGUACGGAGCUCCAGAUGAAGGCGAGCUGAAGAAGCCAGAGCUGUUUGCCCUGAAAAAUCAUCUGUUAAAGGUUACGUUUGUGUUUCCUGAUGACCCCGACCGGAAGCCGAUCGAGAAGAAGCUUCCAGCCUCCAUGGUUGUUCAGAAGGUGAAGGGGCUGCUGUGCAGACAGCUGAAGAUCCCUACUGAAGGUCUGAGGCUCACUUACACCAGUCCCAAGAUGCUGGGGACGGAGUUUGAGAUCGACAGUGACUUAAAGACGCUGCAGUUUUACUCCAUAGAGAACGAGGACCGGGUGCUGGUCCGCUGGUCCUGACCUGGAGCUGCUCCAUGUUCGCUCCCGUCAUCCCAGCUGGACAGGACACAGACUCAGACUGAGAGGUGGACUUCCUGCUCCAGAUGCUCCUCUAAAUGUUGGAUUCUUUGACUUUUUCUUCAGGCUGAUGAUCUGCUCUAUGCUGGUGGAAAUUUGUACAAAAACUCAUAAUCUGCUUUGUGCAAGGUGUAAAAAUCUGAUGGAGGAUGUACCAGUCAAGCUUCCUCAUGAUGCAUUUAUGUAAAGAUGUUUGUGGAGAAGUUUCCUGCUUCCUGUUUGCUCCAUACACGAGUGGCUACAUGCAUAAAGAAUAACCCACAAGUCU